UCGAUUCAGAGUAACACAAUGGCAUUCUUCGACGUAAUAUCUAUGGUCACAUUGUUCUCAUUAGGAUGUCUGAUUCAUGGUACUAGUGGCGAUUUUGAAUGUAUAAAAUGUGAAUACGACGAGUCUUGGGCUAGUAUUUUUUCAGACUACGACUGUGUCACUAACCCGGGGUCCAUGGAGACGGCCACUUGUUCUACAACGUGCUAUACGUGGGCAUACUACAGUGAAGACCUGUUUGGUCAGUAUGAUUUGAAGGUGGAACGAGGCUGUGCGUCUUUGGAACAGAACAGCACGUGGUCUGCUAACCAAUGUGACGAGUACGAUGACGUAGAUUCCUCGGAGAGCGCCUAUGUAUGUACAUGUGAUUACGAGGACAGCUGUAAUGCCGAUGACUCGGAUUAUCACCAGUGCUACUACUGUGAAACGAAAGUCAACGACUACACAUGUAAAAACGACUUAGUAAAUAACCACGAGCCAAUAGCGUGCCUCACUGGACAUUCUGGAUGUGGUACUAGAACUGUAGCCUACAACACAUGGCUGUUCACCGAUGAUGCCGAAAGAUACUGUACUGACGAAGAAACUACCGACGCCGAUGGUGAUUGCACGACCGAUAAUUCGGGAUUUGAGACCUGUCUCUACUACUGUUCCGGAAAUGCAUGCAAUGACAUUGAAAACAUCGCCAGUAGAUCCACUAUCCCAACCACAUUGAUAUUUACCUAGAUUAUAGCAUCCCUUGUACCCUGGUGAAACCACUGCUAACCUGAGCGAUAAGCGAGUAACCUUAGUCGCUCUCAACACACAGUAGCAUAGAAAAGUCGCCUGGUUAUUUCCCCCGAUUAUUUUGUACUUGUUAAUUAGUUCGACUUGUAUACAGUCUCUUUUUUAAUUCUUGGUGAUUUUUUUUCAUUUAAAUAAAAUAUUAUGGGAGCGUAUAAACGGCGAAAGCCGGGUUACCGCCGCGAAAGCCUGCUUACCGAGAAAUAAACAAAAUAACCAUAAACAUCAUGAAUGUAUAUUUCGCAGUAACCCGGCGUUCGACAUUUAUAUACUCUCAUUAACAUACAAAUCA
Saccoglossus kowalevskii is the source of this 1069-nucleotide messenger RNA. RefSeq lists its product as uncharacterized. The record is from RefSeq and is a predicted model, not a curated record. NCBI's taxonomy places the organism in Eukaryota, Metazoa, Hemichordata, Enteropneusta, Harrimaniidae.